Molecule: messenger RNA, 5942 nt
Organism: Portunus trituberculatus (swimming crab)
Lineage: Eukaryota; Metazoa; Arthropoda; Malacostraca; Decapoda; Portunidae
Exons: 14
Coding region: 393-5609 (1738 amino acids)
Source: RefSeq, a predicted model, not a curated record
UAGUUGAUGUUGUUCUGUGAAGCGCGAGUGACUGAAUGACGAGUGAGGCGGCUAAUAUCGCCAAAAUACAGGUGUUCCGGUGUAUAUAACGUGACACAGAGGGAGCGAGGUGUGCUGCCACACCCCGGCACCCUGCCAAGGGCUCCUCCCUUCCCCUCUAGCCCGUUUUCCCGAGGAAUUGCAGGGCAUACUUGCCAAAGCGAUCUUUGCUCCUCCGAACGGAAAUAUGUGACGAAGGCAUGUUACUGUCUUCCGUGCGGCGUGUUUUGUGUUUGGAUGUGCUCGACACCGAAGUGUGCCAAGAGUGUGUUAGGCAGUGUGGAGUGGUGGAGGAAGGUCGUGAUAAGCCAGAUUGUCCCAGCACACCCUAAGGCAGCCCAGCCACCUGCGCCAUGCACCUCUCACAAAUACUGUGGUGUGUGGCGCUGGUGUUUGUCGCGGCCGUGAUGGCGGCGAAGAGAGAUGGGAAGAACUUGCUUGGUAGUGGCGGAGCCGCGAGGGAACCAGGACGUGACUUAGGUCUGAAUCGUGACCCUGUGGAACUAAGUCGUCUACACCUCCCGAAGGAGCUGAAGGGAGGUGACUCGCUACCCUGGAAGACUAAGGUGACUCAUGCAUGGACUGGGCUGCCGGCACAGAUCGCCCUGGAGGUCAAAGGUGUGCUUGGAACUGGCUCCCUUCACCUGGCUGGCGGGGACGGUACUUUUGUCACCUUCCUUGCUUAUGGUCAUCACAUCCAGGCCGCUGGUUCAUUACCUGUCGAUCACCGGGACCGUGAGCGAAACAUGGAACAGAUUACUCAGCAGAAAGGUGACAAUAACAAUGGCACUGGUUUUGGGAACAGACCAGGUCACACCCGCUGGCCGCCUACCAGUCAAGAGUUUCAGUUUUCCUCUCACGGGGACACGACUCGCCCCCACACGCCCCAAGCGGUGUGUCCAUUGUUUGCACCGGCCGAUAGAAAUUAUGGUGCCGCCCCGAAGACACCGGUGUACGGCCUAGCGUGUAGCGAGGGGAGGGGCGGCCUGAUCCUAGAAGCAACCCACGUGUACACUGACCCCGGCAAAUACCAGGUGGACGCACACUUCCUGGAUGACCUGCUGGGGGUCGUUACGGGAAGGUGGGAGGCCCAGGUGGAGGUGGAGGAGCUGAUGCAGGUGACCCUGGGACCGAGUCAGGCCCUUCCUCUGCAAGAUGGACGCGCCGUCGCCUCAGCCACCCUCUCUCUCACGCCCUCCGCCGAGUCCCCACCGCUGCCGUGCCCCGAGGGACUCAUCUCGUGGGCCUGGGAUUUUGGAGACGGCACGGGGGAAGAAGGAGGAGGAGAGUGCACGAGUGAGGAGAGAGAAAAGAAGGAGGAGAGGAUGAGUCGAGAGAGAAAACGUGGGAAGGGCAAGGAUUCAGAUUUUUUAAGAAACGCACAGAAAAGGAGGGAGAACUUUGCUGGACUGGAGGAAAGUGGAGGAGAGGGAAAGAAGGAAGUUGAGAGCACGGACAAAAGAACUGGAGAGGAGAGGAAGGCGGAGGAGGGAUUGAAAGACCAGAAGAAAGACAGUCCAGAUUCCACUGCUCCUUCAUUCACGUAUUUUACCUCUAGUCUUUCCACCUCCUCUGCCACCACUACCACUACUACUUCAUCCUCCUCAACCUCCAUCUCCACCUCAACUAACGCUGAUGAUGAGCCUCCCUUCACCACAACCAGCACCAGCAUCACUGUCCACCACACGUACACAGCCCCUGGGACCUUUAACAUGAGUGUAGUGCUGCUGUGUGGCUGUCGCGGCGUGGCCAGGAGGGACGUGGGCCGGGCAUUCACGGUAGCAGUGCCCAUUGGCGAUGUGCAGAUCAGUGCAUCCGAGACUCACCUGCUACUGCUUCAAGGCGACCGUGGACACCCCCGGGCGACUGAGGAGGUGGUGAUGACAGUGAAGGUGGCCAACGGCUCCCUCCUCCAUCUUGUCACCCUGCACACUGAUGAUGGCACGCAGGUCCUCCUCCAGCCCACUCUGACCCACCCUGAAGGUCCCUGGCUGGCCGAGGCGAAGCACAAAUACCAGCUGCCAGGGGAGUACCGGCCAUGGGUGGAAGUGAGCAACCCGGUGGGCGAGGGGCGGGCGGCUCUCCACACAGUCAUCAAGGUGGAUCAGCCGCCCAACACGGUGGUGCUGGUGCCGGAGGAGUAUGUGAGCGCCGUCGGGAAGGAGGUGGUGUUCAUGGCUAAGGUCUUGGGCGCCUCCUCUGGUCUUCACUACGACUGGGUGCUGCCCGGGGGCGAGAUUCUGCAAGAUCAAGGUCCCGUGGUGGCGCGGACGUACGAGGCGCCUCUGCAGGAUACCGUCAGCGUGAGUGUGUACCACGAUGCCCACGCCCGCACGCCCUCCCUUCCACGCCCUCAGGCUUCGACCCAAGUGACAGUGGAAGCGCCACUAACAGCAGUGCAGCUCCUCGUGGAUGGCAAGGACACAAACAUCAUCCUUCCCAAGAACAAGAACGCCUCUCUCAAAGCUGUAGUUUCCCCAUUAGGAGCCCAGCGCACCACUGAGUUCUUCUUUAGCGUCUACGAGUAUUGGAUAAGUACCGACGAAAUAUACCUUCUGUUUCCCACGCCAGGCGAAGUGACUUUGCAAGUGUGGGUGAAAAAUAAGAUUUCCCGCGUGGAGUCCCAGGAGGUGCGCGUGCUGGUGGUGGAAGAGAUUGGAAAUGUGAGAGGCUUGGCUGACCAUGACUCUGUUCUUGUGUAUGAGGCGAGAAACUACACAGUCUUGGUCGGGCGCGGCACGAACAUUACCUACACUUGGGACUUCGGCGGCAGCUUCCUGCAGCCGGUCAACACCACAGUCCCCACCAAGACUCACACCUACUUACUGCCCGGCACGUACACUCUUACCGUGAGCCUCACCACGCCCUUGGGAGACCUUCACGUCCUCACCAGUAAAGUCUUCGUCCUCAAGUCCGGAAAGUGCGACACACCAAAGGUCCUGCAGUUCUACCCCAGAGACACGUCCGCUAAAAGAGAGUUCGAUGGCACGCAGGAGAUUCUUGUGGAGCCGUCACUGCUGCGAAACUGUCCGCUGGGGAGUGGCCCGGAGUACCGCUGGACCAUCUGGAACAAGGAUGGCCAAGAAGUGCCCCUCUCGAGUACCCGCCUGGACACGCCCUCCCUUCUCGUCCAUCCAGUGUAUGACCAUGACUGGCCGGACUGGCUUCGCACUGACAUCGCAAAGAGGAUCCUUGGCCUGGCAGUUUCAUUGCCGCAGGAAGAAGAACAAGGCCUGAUGAUGGGUGUCCUGGCGCCUCGUUCGCUGGAGGACGGAGAGUACACCACUCAACUGACGGUGAAGGAGCGUGGCACCAUCGUCCAGGCUUCCUACAACACCACCUUCAGCGUUGUGGCCACCAGGUUGAGAGUGACCUUCGUGGACGGGACGGAGCGGGAGGUGGACCGGGACGCCAACGUGACCCUGCGUGUGGAGGUGACGUCCCCCUCUCCCAACUUCACAGUCAGUUUUCGCUGCAGCCCCCUGGACGCACCUUCUGCCUCCUGCUUCACUGAGGCCAACCAACUCAGCAGCUUUCCCACCAGCACUAACGAGGGCGAGAAUCUGUUCUCUCGCCUGCAACACCUUUGGGAGUUACUGCACAACACCAGCAGUAGUGAUAGCAGCAGCAGCAGCAGCAGCAGCAGUGACAAAAACCUGAAGAACAACCCAUUUACCUCGUCUCAUUUUUCACUGCCUUUCAACAAGAUAUUUUCACCAUUCCACAUGUAUGAUGACUCUCACUUUCUACACAAAGUCUUUAACACAAGCCAGCACUACAUUGUGAGCCUCACUUUCCCUGCCUCCACCUUGGUCUCCACUCACAAACGCUUCAAGUUCAGCGCCUCCAUCAAAAAGGAUCCUAAACACAGAGUCGAAGCAUCGCAGGUGGUGUCCAUCUCAUCCCCAAGAGAUAACAUCGGAAUCCAGACCUGCCUCGGGUCUCAGUUCCCAUUCGGCGCUCUCCGCAGGAUGGUGUUUGAGAGUGAGUGUAUGUCAUGCUCUCCUGAGGAGUUGGCGGUGCUGCGUUACACGUGGAGGCUCAAGAUGUUGGUGAAUGAACAGUACGCUCCUAUGCUGAACUCGGAGCAGCAGACGGCCGCUAGUGAGGCGGAGGUCACCCUGCAACGCAUUCUCCGGCAGACUGAGGUAGACGAAUCCUUCUUUUCUCGACCCAGUGACUACCUCAGAGUGUACAACAAGUCGGCGCUACAAGAAAGGCCCACUCAGACUGCCCCAGAGGAGGAUUCCAAUCCCAACCUCGCCUUUCCCACGCCCAGCCUAAGCACCCACGACCUGCAGAACCUCCCUGAGAUCAUCGCACCGGAGAUUUUGCAUCAGGUGGCAGAAAUAUACCACCGAUGGGGCCGCCCGAGUGCCGCAUCCCUUGGCAUCGCUACUGCCUUACGCAAGAACCCCACGUCUGACAUUAAUCAAGUUUUAGAUCAGGGUAACCCUAGAGGGAAGGUGACUGUAGCAAAUAUCAAUCCAUUGCAAGCUGCAGUUGACCUAAGCAGGCCGAAUAAUGAUCUGGCAAGGGAAGGAGUGCGGAUCUCUCGUUCUGCACCAGCAGCAACACACCAUGCCCAGCGACGCCAGAUGAGAGAGAGCGAUCGUACAUCUUCCUCCCAAACCAAUAUGCAUCGAAAGGUUGUUGGCCGUCAUUCAGGCGAGGCAGCUCAGAGACCCGUGACGGACGAGGCCGCUCCACCGGCGCCCGCCUCCCCCACGGCCCCCGCAACCGCCUUCAUCAAGGUCACGUUAGACAACCACCACAGCCACCUGGUUCAUCGCGCCGUUCACUUCCCGCCACAGGGAAUAGAGGGCGAGAAGGUAAAGGAUCCCACGGCCCUCUCACCUACUGAAGGAUGGCUGUCGGGACCGUCACAUCCUAUCACUGCAGCCCCGGAAGCAGAACACCAAGCCGGACACACCAACCCUGAUUAUCCACACAGAACAAAGAGGAACUCGCCUGCAGAAAAAGUGGCAGUUGAAGACUUGUGGCUGGCGACAGCGCAGCGCGUGGACCACGGCGAGUCACGCAGGAGUGGGGUGAAGUGGGAGGCAAUGGGAAAAGUUUUUGAUGGUGAAAAGGCAGUCCGACAGCACCAAGUCAUUCUGAGUAAGGGAAAAGUCCAAGAAAAUGAGUAUCUGAAGAUCUUAGAGGAGGAGGAAGAGGAAGAAAAGGAAGAAGUGGAAGAGAAAGAAAAUAGGUUGUGGUGGGCAAAUGACGGUGAUCACAGAGUGCGUGAAAACUCACACGACGGCGGAAGUGACAGAAAAGAGGAACGACGACCAAUGACCGAGGCAGGGACGGGAGGUGUGGCCGAGAAUGCUCGCCGUGGGUUGGAGGAAGACGGGAAGCACACCACCGUCAAGCCACCGCUCGACGCCCAGUUUGGGAUGCGGAAGACUGCAGCGACCCAGGCCAAGGCGUCUGAAGCAAGGCCUCGUCGCGCGGCAAUCAGGCAGGAAGCUUCGCCACUUGAUUCCGCAGUUCCCAUUGAAGUGGAUGCUCUCACGAAAGCCGCUGUGAAGAGGGAGGGCCAUUUCCUUGAAAUUGACAAGUAGGCCAGGUCCACUACUACAGGUUGCAGCAGCACGCGAGGGGCAGGAGGCUGAUCAUCCUUACCGUCUUGUGCCACCACGUCUCUCCCUUUCACCUAAAGCGUCUCCUCUUUCUGUUGCUUCCCAGUCAGAUAAUAAAGAGAGAGACCAAUUUUCAUUUGGCACUGAUCAUGAUGUUAGAGGGAGCGAGGGCUUGCGGCUAUCGUCCCUCCAGCAGCGCCACGGGACACAGACCGGGGAUCGGUGGGGAGGAGACCCCCCAACAACAAAGACAAUCGACCAACUGGAGCAGCGAGCAGAUCUUCAGAGAUUCAGUGGUAGGGUAAAGAAGAGACG